Messenger RNA from Monomorium pharaonis (pharaoh ant), 4242 nucleotides. RefSeq names its product JNK-interacting protein 1 (gene Aplip1). Gene Ontology annotation, biological process: regulation of JNK cascade. Gene Ontology annotation, molecular function: protein binding. Gene Ontology annotation, cellular component: cytoplasm. The transcript is spliced from 8 exons. Lineage: Eukaryota; Metazoa; Arthropoda; Insecta; Hymenoptera; Formicidae. Bases 128 to 1636 code for a protein of 502 amino acids. The record is from RefSeq and is a predicted model, not a curated record.
UAAGCGACAUCUCAUCCCGUAUCAUUUCCUAGGGGUUGUGACGAGCAGCUCUCCUUCAGGCCGUCACGGCCGCCCUCGAGACCGACCCCUGCUCUGCACCUCGCUCACCCUUGCGAACGUCGUGACGAUGGCUGACACCGAGUUCGAGGAAUUCCGGCACUAUUUCGAGAGACUGCCCCAACACCUAAAGGCACCGCUUUCCAACUACACGCUCGUACACGAUGUGAUGAUCGAUGACUCGCCGACGUCCUCGCAAGGAAGCGAUGGAGAGGUCGGCAGAUCCUGCGACGUCGUCACCGGUGACUCCGAGGACGAGGAAGUCGUUGUCAUUCACCGGCACGACAACCAAAGCGGGCACACCACUCCCGAUGACAGCGAGGAGCUAGAUCAUCACUGUUCGAUCAUAGCUGACAGCGAUUUUAGGUUGGUAACAUCCUUGUUCGGUGGACUGAGCAGCAGGGGUCGAUCGGUAGGCGGCGGACCAGGACCCGGCGGGGGUGGUAUCGUAUCCGGUAACGGUGGCCGGGAUAGUGUCGUCAGCGACGUCGGCGAUUCGUGUUCCAGUUUGAGCUCCUGGCCUACGCCGGAGCACGUGCCAUCGAAUCGACCCGGAAGCGGUGGCACUGAGCGCAGACGUCGAAGACUGCCGGAAAUUCCUAAAAGCAAAAAAUCUUUGCCUAUGUGCCAGACGUCUAUACAGACGUCGUCCUCGCUGGCAGACGAGUUGAGUGCCGCCACCGGCUCGACAUCGACCCGGCCUCAUCUUGUCUUAAGGAAAUGUCAUCCCAGACUCCGUCACGAGGACAGCUCGCCCGACAGCGAGAGGAUGGCCACCGAUAGCGGCCAUUCCACUGCUCAUUCUCCCGAUAACGGUCCCAAGAGUGUGUCGCCUAUUCCAUGCAAUACCUUGCAGAAUACGGAUUCGGUGUCACCUAGUAGCACCCCAGGGAGCGGAGGCGUACCGUUCACUCAACUGGAACUACUCGAGGCAACGCAUCGAGGAUUGCACAAGUUCAUAUCGCGACAUCAUGAUGAAAUUGAUCUUGAAAUUGGAGAUCCUAUAUACGUGCAAAAGGAGGCCGAUGAUCUCUGGUGUGAAGGUGUGAAUCUAAGGACGGGCCGGCAAGGUAUCUUUCCGUCGGCUUACGCGGUCGACAUGGACUACAGUGACUUCGAUCCCACCGCGCCCAAAGUAAAGAGAGAGAGAUAUCUUUUGGGUUACCUCGGCUCGGUGGAGACCCUGGCGCAUAAGGGUACAGGAGUGGUAUGUCAGGCAGUGCGAAGGAUCCUUCGCAACUCCUUGCAGGACCCGCCCGUCUCGCAGAGCUGCAUCUUGGAAGUAUCUGAUCAGGGUCUUCGAAUGGUCGAUAGAAGUAAACCGCGAAAAAGUCAAGGUCCUUGUCACGAUUAUUUUUACUCGCUGAAGAAUGUAUCAUUCUGUGCGUUUCACCCUCGCGAUCAUCGUUACCUCGGUUUCAUCACGAAGCACCCUACUCUGCAAAGGUUCGCUUGCCACGUGUUCAUUGGUCAAGAAUCCACAAGACCUGUCGCCGAAGCUGUUGGACGCGCUUUUCAUCGGUUCUAUACGAAAUUCAUCGAGACUGCUUUCCCAAUAGAGGACAUCUACAUUGAAUAAAUUGCUCUCAGUCUAACUUAUAGUGGCUGCGGAGAAAAUGAUAAAUCUCACUUCCUCCUUUGUAUAUAUCACUCGCUAGUUGUAGAUAUAAAAUAAUAAACGCGAAUCAAACACCCAAUUUAUACAUAUAUUGAAUAUAUGUAUAGCUAUAUGUACGGAGCAUUUUGAGAAGCGUCACGACAGAUUCGAGUCUCCGUUAAUAAUUUAUUUUCUCGUUAUCAUUUUUCUUUCUAUUCGUCGUUUAUUAUCGAUUCUUUUAAUUUCGUGAUACUCAGGUAUGGUUCUACUUAUAUCAAAUAGUGCGAAGAAAUUAUUUUUAUUAAAUAACGCUAAUUACAAAAAUUACUUUUAUACUUUACAUGCAUUACAUUAGAUAAAAUUGUUGGUAUUUUAAUAUUGAAUUAAGAAAUAUUUUAAUACUUCUUUUCUCUUAUUUUCUGCUACUGAAACAAUGGCAAAACGGUAUAUAAAAUUGACUGAUUGAUUGAAUUGAAUAAAUGAAUGAAAAUUAAAUGCUAACGCUUUAACAAUUAAUGAGAAUUGAUUUUCAACUUUUAAUUGUGAAAUUUUAUUGUCAAAAUAAUAUUUUUUUACAAUUGGAAAUAGAGCAACUUUUGCAAAUUAUUUUCAUCGUUUAAAGACAGUUGAUGUUUCCAAUUAGAAACAUAUCACUUUUGAUGUAAACUAGAGUAAAAAUCUUCUGUAUCUUCUCUAUUUUUUGUGAAGAAAGUAUUUUAAAAUUUCUAAAGUAAUAAAAAAUAAUAAAUUUAAAUAAGAUUAAACAAAAUUAAAAAAAAAUUUUAAUUUUAUCAAAAGUUCUUUAAUUAAAAGUAAACAUAAUAAAAAAAUAUAUAACUUAUUUUAAUUUUAGUUUGAUAAUUACGAUGAUUAAAUAUCAUGACUCAUUAUAUUGUCGAAAGAUAUUGCACCUUUUUAGACUUCAUUCGUGUUUAAAAUCGAAAAGAGCACGAUAGUCACAAUGUGCCCGAAGAAAACUUCAUUAAAGAUCAUCCAAUAAGCAGAGAUUCGAUAAUCGAUAGUGAAUUAAUUCCUAAAACCCUAAUCCCACAAGACCAAGUUAACUCGCUUAGUGACGUAUAGAAAAAGGGAACGACAAUAGAGAAUGAGAUUGUUGGAGUUUAGCGAAAAAUUGUAGCAAAGAGCGAAAAGAGAAGAUGCUUAAACUUUCGGCGCAUAUUGAAUGUGCUUCUUGCUGAUGGCGUUUCUUACCGUAGCAACGAAUAGUCAUCUAGAACGAUCCCCAAUUGUAUUAUUCUUACCAUUAGAGAACGGCAACCCGUGCGUGGGCGAGCCGCUAUUUAGAAAUUCGUAUAUUUUUCUAUCUUUCUUUGCGACAGAGAUUCACCAAUUAUAUAAGUUUUACGACAUAAAACGUAAGUUCCCCGAAAUCUGUACUCUUGAAUCUUCGCGUGAGUUGCAUGAAAAAGAAAAAGGAAAAAAAUAACGUUAUCGAAAUACGCACACUGGCCUUUGAAAUAUCAUUAUUGCGCGGCAUUGCAAUGUCUUCAGCGACUGAUACAGAAUGUGAAACCAAAUUGCAAGUAUUGAUAUAUUGAUACCAAAUUGCAAGUACAUACAUAGCUUCGUUGCCGGAAAUAUGAGACGAUAGGAAAGUAGGGACAGAAAGCAAUAUCGUCUGCAUGCAACUGAUUGUGAGACGAGCAACAUCAUUAUCAACCGAUGUCUACCGCUGUUAAUAUAUCUAUUUUUAUUCAAUUUGCUAUUUUGCACUGCCUUAUUAGGACAUUGUAUACGCAGAGCGCGUAUAUGAUAUUCCAGUUGCACAAAUUAUUUUGAUUGAUUCAUAAAUAAGUUCCGUUUUGUUUAAAAAACUGAAUUUUUAUAUUUUCCUAGACCAAAAUAAAGAUUAGAGAAGAUUGAAUGUAAAGGGAGAGUGACAGAAGUAUAAACCAAACUUCUAAGAAAUUAUUAGCACUUUUUUUUCUCCCAAAUAUAAAAAACAAUAAUUAAUUUUUGUUUUAUACAUUCUCUACUAUUCUAUUCUCAACUUGUAAUAAAUAAAAUAAUUAGAUACCGCAAAUAAUAUUGUUUCUCAGAAAAGAAAGUAUUAUCAGUAUUCAGUAAUUACGUAUUAACGGAACUUAUUAAAUUAAUCGAAAAUCCGUAUUUAUUGUUCUUGAAUUUCUAAUAUCGAGAGAUAACUUUAACAACUUAGCAAUAAAUGGAUUUGAUUGAUAAUUGUUCAUGACGAUAAUCGUUGCGUAAACCGUAUUAACAAUAUAAUAUAAUAUAAUAUUAAUAAUCACCAAAAUGUUUUUCCAUUUGCAGAUAUUUAAUUAGUUUAAAAAGACUGGAUUGAAUGUCAAUUUCUUUACAUUCCUAAUAUGACAUUUUUCAAGGGAUUAAAACAUCGAUCAAAACCAUUUUGGUGAAAUCUCGCAAUUUCGUAAUUUUCAAUUUCGAUUUUCUGGGAUUUCCUAUUCGUGCGAGAAAGUCUUGUCAAUUUAUGGACCUCAACAAUACGAGCGUUAUCUUACUUGAGAUUUGGUGCAUGUUAGAUGGGUACAACUCAUACGCGCCUCGGUAUUAUACGGUAUAUUGAAUAAAAAUUGAGAGACAGAUUA